Cyclocybe aegerita is the source of this 1560-nucleotide messenger RNA. NCBI's taxonomy places the organism in Eukaryota, Fungi, Basidiomycota, Agaricomycetes, Agaricales, Hemipholiotaceae. The record is from the annotation of a GenBank genome assembly.
AUGCAGCACUUCGGCAAGGCAGCACUCCGUGUCACCAAAAACUACACGAAAGGAUACUCGGACACGCAAGCAAAAGUUCGCGAUGCCACAUCUAACGAUCCUUGGGGACCUUCGGGCACACAAAUGAACGAAAUUGCCCAGCUCACCUAUAACCAGAACGACUUCAUCGAGAUUAUGGAGAUGCUGGACAAGCGUCUGAACGAUAAAGGCAAGAACUGGCGGCAUGUGUUCAAGAGUCUAACAGUGCUGGACUACUGCCUGCACCAGGGCUCAGAAAACGUCGUCAUCUACUUCCGCGAUAACGUCUACGUGAUCAAGACGCUCAAGGAGUUCCAGUACAUUGACGAGGACGGCAAGGACCAGGGUGCCAAUGUCCGACAGAAGGCGAAGGACAUCACCAACCUCUUGCAAGAUGAAUCUCGCCUCCGCGAGGAGAGGAGGAGCCGGGCCUCUAUGCGGGAUCGUAUGAUACGUGGUUCGGGGGCGGAGGGUGCCGAUGAGAUGGGCAUAGAUGACGAGAACGCCUCCAGGAGACAACCCGGAACGAACGGCCUCGCGGGCAAGAGACCAAACCGUGACGAAGAUGAGCUCAAGCGGGCGAUUGAAGAAAGCAAGAAAUCCCUUGCUCUGGAGAGGCAGAACGCCGAGGAUCGGGAGUUGAAUGAAGCUCUGAGGCUGAGUAAGGAGGAGGAGGAGAAGCGAAAGAACGACGUCGAAAACUCGAAUGCCUCCGCUCUAUUUGACGAUUCUAACCAACUCCCGCCUCCUAGUGCUACGUCCAGCAACAACCCCUUCCCUCUCAUCGACCCCACCCCUUAUGCUGUCGGCCUGCAACCCCAAUUCACAGUCCAACCCCAGUUCACUUCCAUGGCCCCGCAAUUCACUUCGUUCAACCCGUACCAGCAGCAAAUCCAAGCGGAACAAGAGGCCGCGCAGGCCGAGUACUUGCGUCAGCAACAAAUGUUCAUGCUCCAGCAACAACAGGCGCAGCAGCAACAGCAGCAGCAGCAGCAGGAAGAGUGGUUACGGCAACAGCAGAUGUUGCAGAUGCAGCAACAACAGCAACAGCAGCAGCAACAGCAGCAGCAACAAAGUCUCUUCAUCCCGCAACAGCAGCCCGUCAUGGCGCAGCCAACUGGUUUCGGAAAUAACAACCCGUUUGCGCCAGCCAUGUCCUCUUCCCCGUCAGCCUUCUCGCCGUCUCCUCAGCCUAACCAGCCGACGUUCAAUCUCCACGGGACGUACGACACCCACUCGAACUCGCAACUCUCCUCCUUGUCUUCGUCACCACAGCCACCCCACUCGUCGAGUGUCCAGGGCCGUCCAAUCGCAGUCAAGACAAGACAGGACGAGGACGGGAAGCUCGCCUCGCUGUUCGCCGAGCGCGAGAGUGGGCAGGACACGUUCGGCAACAUCGGUGCUUUGAGAUAUGGCUACACUGAUGCUGGGAGGUCGGUUUUGGCGCAGAAGACGGGGGCUAGCCAUAAUCCUUUUGCGAUGCAGCAACAGCAGCAGCAGCAGCAACAACAGACCCACGAGAGACCGUUCUUCGAUAUCUAG